Molecule: messenger RNA, 1259 nt
Organism: Rhododendron vialii
Lineage: Eukaryota; Viridiplantae; Streptophyta; Magnoliopsida; Ericales; Ericaceae
Product: NAC transcription factor 56-like
Exons: 3
Coding region: 111-1109 (332 amino acids)
Biological process (GO): regulation of DNA-templated transcription; system development
Molecular function (GO): DNA binding
Source: RefSeq, a predicted model, not a curated record
UUCAGCUAACCAUUGCACACAUCGAUCUUUUCCGAUCAAAAUUUUCAGAAAACUGAUUAAGGGUCGAUAUUUAUAGGGAGACUGAUUAGUAAUUAGGUGUAUAUAUAUACAUGGAGAGUGCGGAUUCGUCGACGGGGUCGCAGCAGCCGAACCUGCCGCCGGGGUUUCGGUUCCACCCGACGGACGAGGAGCUGGUGGUGCACUACCUGAAGAAGAAAGCGGCUUCGGCUCCCCUCCCGGUGGCGAUCAUAGCCGAGAUCGAAUUGUACAAGUUUGAUCCAUGGGAGCUCCCGGCAAAGGCCACGUUCGGCGAACUCGAAUGGUAUUUCUUCACUCCAAGGGACCGGAAGUACCCGAACGGGGCUCGGCCCAACCGGGCAGCGACUUCUGGAUACUGGAAGGCAACCGGGACCGAUAAGCCCAUACUCACCUCCGGCGGAACUCAAAAGGUCGGGGUGAAGAAAGCACUUGUGUUCUACGAAGGGAAGCCGCCAAAAGGGAUCAAAACCAGCUGGGUCAUGCAUGAGUAUAGGAUAGCCGAUCACAAACCGAGCUCGAAGCCACCAGGUUUCCUUGCUGGCCACAAUAAAGGCUCCUUGAGGCUUGAUGAUUGGGUGCUAUGCCGAAUCUACAAGAAGAACAACACACCAAGGCCAGUGGACCACGAAAUGGAUGAUUCCAUGUGCAAUAUGCUUUCAACCUUAGCACACCCAAAACCACAACCACAAUUGAAAGCCACAAGCUACAGCCCAAUGCUCGAAAACGCCCACAACAUGCUCGAUGAAAUGCUAGACAACCAAGGAAGUAUCAACCACCACGCUGGUUCUCUCUCAAUGGUCACUUCCGGUACUUCUAAUGCUCUGCCCUUGAAACGGGCACUCCCGUUGGUGUACUGGGCCGAUGAGGACGAGGGUGGUACAAAGAGGUUCAAUGAAGGUACGCGUAAUGGAAGCAUAGGAAGGACAGAUGAUCAGAACCUGAAUUCUAUCGCCACUCUGCUAAGCCAAAUCCCACAAGCCACCUUAUUGCAGCAGCAAACAGUGGUGGGGGAUAUGGGGGUUUUUCAACAACCGUAUCAACUCCAUGGCUUGAGUUGGUACUCUAAUUAGAACAGUAUUUGGAGGUGGCCGGGUUACCGGGUAUAGCAUAGAUGCAUAGUAUAUGUCUAUAUGAUACAUAGUAGCUUGAAGUCUGCAGAGGAAGAUGUAGAUAGGUAUUAUAUUGCUAUACUACAAAUAUGUGAAAAUUUCUUUUUAUUA